CAAGCGCUUCUAUAGAACAUUCUUAGUCGGUUCCCACAGCAAAUAGCUACACUAAUUCCUUUUGGCCGGUAAAUGAGAUGGGGCCUGGAAGACACCAAGAGCAGACUAAGUAUGCUCUACGUUCCAUGCUCCAUGCCACUAGCUGGUUGGGAAAGUCCUUUCGUUUAAAUUGCUCGGUGAAAGGAUGGAGAAAAAAUGGGCAGAUGUUGGACAAGCGAGAGAGAGAAAGAGAGAGAAAAGUGGGAGGGGAAAAAAGGUGGGAGAAUGUAAGAAAGAAAGAAGAGGACAGAGAGAAAACAAGAAGAAAAAGAAAAGAAAAAACCAUCACAUCCCUCGGACUUAUGAGGGAUCUCAGGAGUGGACUUGCGCGGUGGUUUACUGGUCAGUGGUCUUGCCUCCAACUUGCUUACCGUACUCCGUACGCAGUACAUCAUGCAUCAAAGCGAGCCCACUUCUUUUAGGGGUGUCGAAAAUGACAAAUCUGAUAAAUCCAAGUUGGUUGGUUACUAGUAAUACUUAUCUCGCCCCCGGAGGUCAGUCGGGCGAUUCUCGCGCAACAUGGCCUUUCGCCUGGCUUCGCAUCGCCCGGAUGACGACGAUUGCAAAUACCACAACCAACACCACCGCUGAUCAGAGGGUACAAUUAAGAUGAGGGGCAAAGGGGCACUCCCUUCGAGUGAUGUAACAAAGUAGGAAUAAAAAAGAAAAAGAAAAAGAAAAAAAAAAAGGGACAAUCAUAGUGCCCAACUCAACUUCCACCCCGAUGGAUGUUAGGUAUUAUUUCCCUCGAUUCAGGAAAGGAUAGGCCGCGAUGAGCCGAAAAUGUGACGAUUCGGCCUCUACAUCUAAGACACUCAUGUUGCCUUUUUCAAUUUGCCUCUGCUUUUCUGCGCGCCAUACUCCGGAAGAGCUAAUAGCCUUCUUUUAUUAGCCC
This is a messenger RNA of Aspergillus steynii IBT 23096, 934 nucleotides long. RefSeq lists its product as uncharacterized. The record is from RefSeq and is a predicted model, not a curated record. The coding region runs from base 185 to 652 and encodes 155 amino acids. NCBI's taxonomy places the organism in Eukaryota, Fungi, Ascomycota, Eurotiomycetes, Eurotiales, Aspergillaceae. The transcript has a single exon.